Molecule: messenger RNA, 937 nt
Organism: Dimorphilus gyrociliatus
Lineage: Eukaryota; Metazoa; Annelida; Polychaeta; Dinophilidae
Source: the annotation of a GenBank genome assembly
AAUGGGCCGUUAUACAAAUGAUAGAAGAAGAAAACACAAAAUAUUAUAUCAUAAAAUAAGAGAGAAUAGUUCUAACGUUAUAAGUACGCCUUAUCUAUUUAGCAAUACAGACGCUGAUGACAUUUUAAUGAGAUCUUGUAAUACAUUCCUUAAUAUAAGGAGUGUUAGAUGGACUAAAGAAAUUCAAAAUUUACACGGAGAAAUGGAAAGAGCAAUUCACAUGAUGGAGCAAGGUUUAUUCUCUUUAAAGGAUUAUACUAAAAUUUUGGAAACUACUGGAUUUGAAGUAGAUAAUAGAAAGAGUUUUAUUAGUGUUAUCGAAAACUUUAUGGAAGUUGUACUUUUAAACAUUUUACCUUUUGCUAAACAGUUACCAGGUUUAAAUGAUAUGAAUUCGUCGGAAGUUUUGUGUAGACUAUUGUCAUGUACGUCUCUUCUUCAUUUAGCGUUAACAACGGAAAUGAUGCAUUCAUUCGAGGGUGAAUAUUUCGUUGUUAACGUUGAGGGAAAAAAGUUACAAAUGAACUAUCGAGGUUUAAUUCCUCUAUCCGAUGAGGAACAUGUAGAAUCGUUAAAGGACUACCAUUUUAGGCUAGUUAGUUUAGAUUUAACCCUUGAAGAAAUCUUACUACUUUUCGCUUUAAGCUUAGUAUCACCUGAAAAGAAAUAUCCGCAAUUAAUAAACGCACAAAAACGCAUACAUAAAGCUUUCACUAGAUAUAUGCAGAUGACAUAUCAGCAUCGCUAUUUGGAAAGAAUGAGAAGCGUCGUAAAUACUUUGGCAUAUAUGAGAGAAUUCUCUAUGAAUCAUUAUAAAAUGUUACGAAAAAAUCAGAAAUACUUUUCUUACGUAUACCAAAGUCCAAUUGUAAAAACCUUGUACAGAGUUGGUGAUAUGGAAGAGAAUCUUCGUAGUAUCAAAGCAUUAAAGCUAUAA